AUGUUAAAAUCUAAAACCUUUGUUAAGAAGACGCGCUCUGGUGGAGUGUUGAAGAUUGUACGGGAACAUUACUUAAGAGAUGAUAUUUGGUGUGGAAGUGAAGUUUGUUCCGAGUGUAAAGAAGAAGCUCCAGUCCUGCAAAAGGAUCCCUGCAUGGAGAGCAACCUGUGCACCUAUCCUCACUACCUCAUCCCUGAUACUAAUGUAGUCCUACAUCAGAUUGAUAUUCUGGAAGACCCCUUGAUAAGGAACAUGAUCAUCUUGCAGACCGUCUUACAGGAGGUCAGACACAGGAGUGCCCCGGUGUACAAGCGGAUCAAGGAUGCAAUUCAUGACAAGGAGAAACAUUUCUUUACAUUCACCAAUGAACAUCACAGGGAGACGUUUGUUGAGCGGGAGCAGGGAGAAAGUGCCAACGACCGUAAUGACCGAGCUAUUCGUGUGGCGGCUAAAUGGUACAUGGAGCACCUGAGCAAAUCACAACAUGCCACAGAGCUGAAAGUGGUGCUGAUUACCAACGACCGGGCAAACAAGGAGAAGGCCGAGCAGAACGGCGUGCUGGCUUACAGAUGUGAGGAGUAUAUUAAAAGCCUGGUUGGCAAUCCUGAGCUCGUAGACAGACUGGCGUUGACCUCUGAUGAUCAGAAUGAGAUCACUGGCAGUAAGCUCCUCUUCCCUGAGCAUCUGCCUCUGUCCAAGAUUCAGGCUGGCAUCAAGAGUGGCACCUUCCUGCAGGGGACGUUUCGCGCCAACAGCGAUAAUUACCUAGAGGCCACCGUCUUUGUCCAUGGAGAAGGAGACAAGAGCACGGAGGUUCUACUCCAGGGCUUGCAGAACCUGAACCGGGCCGUGCACCAGGAUAUAGUGGCUGUGGAGAUCUUCCCUAAGGAGCGCUGGGUCGCGCCGUCUUCUGUGGUGCUGCAGGAUGACCGGCCUAACGAUGAAGAUACCGAGGAAGAGGAGGAAGAGAAGAAGUUGUCGACUCCCGCGCUGGAAACAGCUGUGCUGAAACCCACAGGCCGAGUGGUGGGGAUCAUCAAGAGGAACUGGCGGCCCUUCUGUGGGAUGCUUAACCAGUCACAUAUUAAAGAGGCCACCAGGCACCUUUUUACUCCAGCUGACAGGAGAAUCCCGCGGAUCCGUAUCGAGACUCGCCAGGCGUCCACGCUGGUGGGACAGAGGAUCAUCGUGGCGAUUGAUGGCUGGCCGAAAAAUUCCAGAUACCCUAAUGGUCACUUUGUGAGAAACCUGGGAGAAGCAGGGGAUAAGGACACGGAGCAGGAGGUUCUGCUCUUAGAACAUGACGUUCAACACCAGCCCUUCUCUCAGGCGGUGCUUAGCUUUCUACCCAAAAUGCCCUGGGGUAUUACAGAGGAGGAUUUGAAACUCCGGGCCGAUCUGAGACACCUGUGUGUGUGCAGUGUCGACCCUCCAGGCUGCACGGACAUCGAUGAUGCUUUACACUGUAGAGACCUGGAGAAUGGAAACCUGGAGGUUGGCGUUCAUAUAGCAGAUGUGAGCCAUUUCAUUCGGCCAGGAAAUGCUUUAGACCUGGAGGCGGCCAACAGAGGCACCACAGUCUACCUGUGUGGAAAGAGAAUUGACAUGGUUCCUGAACUUCUGAGCUCUAAUCUUUGUUCUCUGCGCUCCAAUGUGGAAAGGCUAGCGUUUUCCUGUAUCUGGGAGAUGAACCACAAUGCCGAAAUUAUAAAUACUCGCUUCACCAAGAGUAUCAUAAAUUCCAAGGCUUCUCUGACCUACGCUGAAGCUCAGAUGAGAAUCGAUGAUGCUAACAUGAACGAUGACAUCACCAAGAGUCUCCGGGGUCUGAACAAGCUGGCAAAGAUUCUAAAGCAGCGGCGAAUUGACAAAGGGGCUUUGACACUCUCCUCUCCUGAAGUGCGUUUUCACAUGGACAGCGAGACUCACGACCCAAUAGACCUCCAAACCAAAGAACUGAAGGAAACUAACUCCAUGGUGGAGGAGUUCAUGUUGCUAGCGAACAUCUCUGUAGCCCAGAAGAUCUAUGAGGAGUUCUCAGAGUGUGCUCUGCUCCGAAAACACCCAGCACCUCCUCCCUCCAACUAUGACAUCCUUAUUAAGGCUACCAAGUCCAAGGAACUGGAGAUCAGGACAGAUUCAGCGAAAGCUCUGGCGGACUCCUUAAACGACGCCACCCUGGAUAAUUUCCCUUAUUUUAACACACUGCUGAGAAUCUUGGCUACUCGCUGCAUGAUGCAGGCGGUCUACUUCUGCUCAGGCAUGGACAGUGAUUUCCACCACUACGGGCUAGCGUCACCUAUCUACACCCACUUCACCUCACCCAUCAGGAGGUACUCUGAUAUCAUAGUGCACAGAUUGUUGGCAGUGGCCAUCCACGCAGACAGCACCUACCCUGACCUGAUGGACAAACACAAGCAAUCUGCCCUGUGCAACAACCUAAACUACAGACACAAGAUGGCACAGUAUGCCCAAAGAGCAUCGGUGGCCUUCCAUACACAGCUGUUCUUCAAGAACAAAGGCAUCCUGAAUGAAGAAGGAUUUAUCCUGUUCGUGAGAAAGAACGCCAUUAUCAUCCUCAUCCCAAAGUUUGGUCUGGAGGGCACGGUGUUCUUCGAGAGAAAGGACAAACCCGGACCACGGCUCAGCUUUGACUCUGAGGGCCCCGCCUUGGAGGUGGAGGGUCAGCACACCUUCCAUGUCUUCGACAAGGUAAAAGUGACCAUCAGUCUGGACGCCUCCAACAUCCAGCACCAGAAAAUCAGGAUGGCCCUGUUAGAGCCAGUGAUCCCGGGUGUCAGUGUUACUCUACCAGAAAAGGAACCAGAGGCCAAGAAACCCAAACUGGAUCGUUGAUACCACUGAUUGCCUUACAGUGCUGCCAUCUUUGUGUAGUUUCUUUUCAUUUUAUUUUAUUAAUCAUUUUAAGUACAUGUAUGUAUCCUGCUGCUCUGCCUGCUACAGUCGAUACAGAGUCCUGUGUGGUGAAACUGGUGAGAUUGAGGUCCUGUGUGAGUUUUAAACCUGUUAACUGAAAGGGUUUGGAUGUCUGCAAGUAGUGUUCUCAAGUGCACAGAAUAUUUUUGCAAUUUUAUCAUUUUUUUAAUUGUAAGAGACCCCACAUAAGACAACUGAUUUCACUUAUUUUGUUUGAUUAUUUUAGGGUAUCAAGAUUUAUACAAAAACCACACUCAUGAGGUUAUGCCUAUGAACCAGAGCUUUGGUUGACCUUGGGACUCUGGGAUUCACAUUCUCAUGUAAAUGUACACACUUUUGGCAGUUGUAACCUAGUUGUUAAGGUUUCGAACUAGUUAUCAAAAGGUCGCUGGUUUAAGCCACACCACAGCCAAGAUGCCACUGUUGGGCCCUUAACCUUCAAUUGCUUGGACAAUAUAUACUGGCGGCACGGUGGCUAAGUGGGUAGCACUCGCCUCACAGCAUGAAGGUCCAGGGUUCGAACCCCCAGGUGGGGCGGUCCGGGUCCUUUCUGUGUGGAGUUUGCAUGUUCUCCCCGUGUCCGUGUGGGUUUCCUCCGGGUGCUCCGGUUUCCUCCCACAGUCCAAAGACAUGCAAGUGAGGUGAAUUGGAGAUAGUAAAUUGUCCAUGACUGUGUUUGAUAUAACCUCGUGAACUGAUGAACCUUGUGUAAUGAGUAACUACCGUUCUUGUCAUGAAUGUAACCAUAGUGUAAAACAUGACGUUAAAAUUCUAAUAAACAAACAAAUAUAUACACUGUCAGAGUACUGUAAGUCGCUUUGGAUAAAAGGGUCUGCUAAAUACCAACAUUUCGGAUAUAAAUAUACAAGGCAAGCAAUACUUGCAUAUUCAACCAUUUAAUAAUACUAUAGAUUUGCCUAUUUUUGUGAAUAUUGUUCAAGCUUGACUGUCAUUCUUAAUUAUUGGUCCUUCAAGAUUGUAUAUUUACACAAGAUAGUCUGCACCCCCACCCCCACUGCUUGUUUUUAAGUAAUACUAGUUAAAGGAUUAAUAGUUACACAUUUGUACUGGACCAGCUUUUGGGUAGAUUUAGGGGGUUAAGAUUGGACUAUACACAUAUUAAAAAAUCACAAUUAAAUAAACCAGCCUAAGAUCAAGACACUAUUUGCAACUGUCAGAAUAGGUUGGGAUGACCAUCAAUAACUCAAUUUUUUUUGUGUUCCACUGCUGAUAGAUGCCAGAUUGUAUUCGAGGAGAGCACGUCGCUGUACACGCCUCUUUAGACACGUGCACAGCCCUCUUCUCGCCAAUGCAUUCUGCACAGGCAUCUCUUCCGCCGAUCAGGGUCCUUACACAGCGUAUGAAGACCCACCCACCCAUAUAUAGUCCGACCCCCACCCUGCAGAUACGGUAGCCAAUUGGUAUCUGCUGCAGGCACUGCCAGUUAUGCCCGCUAGAUGGCACCCAGAAGACCGGUGGCAACGCCGAGUUUCGGACCGGGGAGUUCAGAAACUCGGUGCUGGUGUGCAAGCGGAAUAUCCCGCUGCGCCACCUGGGCGCCGACCAUCAAUAACUCUUAAUUGGAAAUCACUAAGACGUGCAUGUACGAACCUAGCCUGAGUUAUCUAGUAGCAAAAACAUGGUGAUGUGUAUUUACUGGAUAAAAUAUUGUAUAUUAUACUUGAUUAGGGUCUCAGGCAUGUGCUGUUUUCAGUUUUCGUCACAUCUGGAUAGGAUUUUGAUUUUAAUUCUGUUGUGGACAUUUUGAUCUUGCUCUUUUUUUAAUUAUUGUCCUGAUCUAGCAUCAGUUAACACCUUAAUCCAUUGACAAAAUUUUCCCACAAUAACAGCAAAUCAUCGACGCAAUCACACUACUGCCACCAUGUCUGAUGGAAACAUUUGGACAUGACUAUAUAACCAAUUCUAUGCUGACAUUAGUCAAUGCUGACAAAGAGUAUUUACUGUCCUUUAUAGAAUGUAAUAUUUAUUUAUUUAUUAGGAUUUUACCGUCAUGUUUUACACUUUGCUUACAUUCAUGACAGAACAGGUAGUUACUCGUUACACAAGAUUCAUCAGUUCACAAUUCGCUGUCAAACACUGUCAUGGACAAUUUUGUAUCUCCAAUUCAUCUCACUUGCAUGUCUUUGGAGUGUGGGAGGUAACGGGAGCACCCUAAUUGAAGCUGAAAUGACAAAAAGUAUGAUUUUUAUAAUUUUAUUAAUAUAUAACAAUUCUGUUUAACAGCGUUCGCUUAUUGUGAUAAAAACGUUAUAGAAUUCAUCUUUCAAUUCAAUUUUUUCCCAUUAAAUUCAGAUUCUAAAA
Messenger RNA from Trichomycterus rosablanca, 5259 nucleotides. It is a transcript of the gene dis3, whose product is annotated as DIS3 exosome endoribonuclease and 3'-5' exoribonuclease. The transcript is spliced from 21 exons. Gene Ontology annotation, molecular function: RNA binding; endonuclease activity; 3'-5'-RNA exonuclease activity. Gene Ontology annotation, cellular component: cytoplasmic exosome (RNase complex); nuclear exosome (RNase complex). The record is from RefSeq and is a predicted model, not a curated record. Bases 1 to 2856 code for a protein of 951 amino acids. Gene Ontology annotation, biological process: rRNA catabolic process. NCBI's taxonomy places the organism in Eukaryota, Metazoa, Chordata, Actinopteri, Siluriformes, Trichomycteridae.